This is a messenger RNA of Talpa occidentalis (Iberian mole), 3973 nucleotides long. It is a transcript of the gene VTI1A, whose product is annotated as vesicle transport through interaction with t-SNAREs 1A. Lineage: Eukaryota; Metazoa; Chordata; Mammalia; Eulipotyphla; Talpidae. Gene Ontology annotation, biological process: macroautophagy; retrograde transport, endosome to Golgi; intra-Golgi vesicle-mediated transport. Bases 356 to 1009 code for a protein of 217 amino acids. Gene Ontology annotation, molecular function: SNAP receptor activity; SNARE binding. The transcript has 8 exons. Gene Ontology annotation, cellular component: late endosome membrane; Golgi apparatus; SNARE complex. The record is from RefSeq and is a predicted model, not a curated record.
CGCCUUGGGGAGCUGGAGACGCUGUCCAGAACCUAGAGAAACAAAACCUUUUUUCCAGUGAUUCCUGAGAUCCCCUGUGUUUUCGUAGGCGUUUUUACACCCAGGCAGACGUGCUUCUUCUUGGUGAAAUUCUUCAUCAGGAAGCCCAAGCAGAAAGUAAAAGGCGCUCUCAGGCCAAUUUCCGGAGGACCGAGAUUGCGAAGAACAACCAGGAAGCGGCCGGCUGGGAGCUGUCCCCGGUUCUCCGCUCUGCUCUCCGGGGCGUCUCCCGGGGUCCCCGCGCCGCGUUCCACUCUCCCGCGUGACCCCCGCCCUGACCUAGGCUCCGACCCGGGCCGAUCGCUCCGGAGCCACCAUGUCGUCCGACUUCGAAGGCUACGAGCAGGACUUCGCGGUGCUCACUGCCGAGAUCACCAGCAAGAUUGCGAGGGUCCCCCGACUCCCGCCUGAUGAGAAGAAGCAGAUGGUUGCAAAUGUGGAGAAACAGCUUGAAGAAGCAAAAGAACUGCUUGAACAGAUGGAUCUGGAAGUCCGAGAGAUCCCUCCCCAAAGCCGAGGAAUGUACAGCAACAGGAUGAGAAGCUACAAGCAAGAAAUGGGAAAACUCGAGACAGAUUUUAAAAGGUCACGGAUCGCCUACAGUGACGAAGUACGGAAUGAGCUCCUGGGGGAGGAUGGGAAUUCCUCAGAGAACCAGAGGGCACAUCUGCUCGAUAACACAGAGAGGCUGGAAAGGUCAUCUCGGAGACUAGAGGCUGGAUACCAAAUAGCAGUGGAAACCGAGCAAAUUGGCCAAGAAAUGUUGGAAAAUCUCAGUCAUGACAGAGAAAAGAUACAGCGAGCACGUGAACGACUGCGGGAAACAGAUGCUAACUUGGGCAAAAGCUCCAGAGUUCUGACAGGGAUGUUGCGAAGAAUCAUCCAGAGCCGCAUCCUGCUCGUCAUCCUGGGCAUCAUCCUGGUCAUCACCAUCCUGACGGCGAUCACUUUUUCUGUCAGAAGACACUGAUGUAUCUUCCUUGAUAAACAGCAACCAUGGGUCGUUCUGAGUAAUUAAGACAAAAUGGUCAUAUGAAUCAUUCUUUUGCGCUGACAGGCCCUGAGUGACCCUCCCUCUCCCUUACCCCUGCUCAGCUGAAGUGCAAAGAGUGUACAAAUAUUUUCUAUUCCUGUUUGCAUGUGGGUCGGUUUCCUUUCCUAGGUUUGUCUUCACCCAGAUUUGUUUUCAUUGGGGCAGGCGAAUGUUUAUUUGCCUUUUUGGUGAUUUCAUCUAUGGACCAAAAUAGCCUUGGUGACAUUCUUCCUGGUCCUGUGGACAUGUCAGGGGUCAUGGUUUGGGAGGGGGCAAGAUGAGUCAGCCACGAGGGCUGCUGAGGGGCGGUGCUGUUUGUCACAUGGCUCUUAUCACUGAAUUGUCCUUCUGUGAUGUCUGAGGGUAAAAACGCAUUGAAAAGCAGGAGCCAGGGCCAGUAACUGGCCAUAGCAAUCCGACCUGCACCCACCCAGGUAUAAUGAAUAUAGUCAACCUGCCUAAGUGCUUUCAUUUUCAAAGUGGGCAUUUAAUGUCAGUUGUGCAGGAAACAGACGUAGCACUUUCCCUGUUAUUCUAGGCAUAAUUAUUUUUUUUUAACCCAAGAAUAUUUUUGCCUGAGCCUGCCCAAUAUCCACUUUUCACAACUUGGAUUACUGGCUACAAGAACAAUUUCCUUGCCUUCCAAAAAUUUCAUACAGCCCAGAAUUUGCUGGCAAAGUGAGCCCAGGCACCAUAUUUCAUUGUGACCUCUUCUCCCCUGACCUGUGUAAGCAUCUCUGUAUCCUUUCGGUUGUAAUAUUUUCAUGGCCAAAAGCAGCCCUCGUACAUGCAAAAGGUCUGACAAGGUUCUCUCCACAUCCAUUCCAGUAUGUAAAGACAACAUGAAUAUUUCAGGAAGAGCAAGAACAUGACUCCGUCAGUGUGAAAUUUCAAAUGUGACUAUAAAUAUGGUAGAGUCCUAGAGGAUAAUCCACUAGAAAUAAACUGUGGAAAAUGCCCACUAACCUCCUUUGAAAGAACAAGGGAUUGCCGCGUGUUACAAAAGGACAGCUUGGGUUUUCACUAAUAACUGUUAGCAAAGCCUUCCGGAAUUCACUGUGUAUUCAAACCUCUAACAUGCUUUGUGAUUUUCUUUGGUUUUUUUCUGUCCGAGGUAACCAGGAAUUGCGUUCAAAAUGAGUUCAUUUAUGAUCAGGCUUCAAGUUGCCCAAGCUGAGGUCAUCUUUCCCCUAGUCAUAAAGCAAAAUGUAUUUUUCUUAAGACUUCAUAGACACUUCCAGGGUUCAUACUCUCUUUUGAAUAUAAUUGGAUGCUUUGAAUCCUUGAAUAGCAAACCUGUUCCCUUCAUAAAAAAUGCUAACCACCUAUGCCCAUGGAUUGAGAUCACCUGGGUACAGCACUGGAUUUUUUUUUUUUCCUCCCCAACCCAGAAAGAGAACCAUUAUGAUUUAGACAGGAAACGCAGAGUGGUAAAAUCCACCCGAGAAAUCAUACUUACCGAAACAGGCCGGGGCCUGCAUAUGUGCAGAUAAAUCAUUUAGUAUUGCGUAAAUAAAGCUGCAGCCUUUACUUUACAGGAAUGGUGUGGGAUUUUGGCAGAGCCAAGUAGGACAUCGAAAGAAUAGGAAGGUGUGCUGAUUUUCCUAUCAGCUUCAGGGAUCUCUCCCCACAAACAUCCUUAAUUCUGAUAACGGAACUCUGAAUGUGCUAAACGGAAGAAACCAUUAAGAAGCAAGGAAACCACCUCCUCAUUUGAAACACUAAAGCUCGAGAAGGGUUUCCACCUCUCUGAUGGCUUCCUUCGAAACUGUUGGUUACUGAAGUAUAGAAGCAGCUACCCAGCUGCCCCCCUCACACCUCCAGACUCGUGCCAAGGACCCCUAGCCUUCCGGGUUGAGCUGAUCCUCCAAACUCGCUGGCCACAGUGUCCAUCACUAAGACCAUGACGUCAUGUAGAAGUAGAUGAAAUGAGGAGCAAGGAGCCCUUUCUCACUUCUUAAUGGCUUUGUCCUCCAGAUUCUAUCUCCUUAUCAGCUCUUGCCUGAGAUUUUACCCCAUUUCAGCCUCAGGAGUGGAGGAAGGUAAACAGAUGACCUUUGACCUGUUAGCUCCAUCCACCACCCCCCCAGGGACUCCUAAGCCUGGGGUCAGGAGCGCUUUGUGAGGAAGCUGCUCCAAAGCCCCCCCUAGACUCCCGCUUGGCCCUCCCGUUGCUGCUGGAGAAGCUCAAAGGAGCCCCAAGGGAGGCAAAUUGUCCCUCUUCUUCCCUGCUGCACCAGGAAAGGCAGAAAACCCACAGUUCCAACCAGGUCAAAAAUCUGGGAAAGCCUCUAGGAACUUAAUAUGUAGACUUCAAAUGAUUUUUGAUGACUAUUUCUCAAGUUGAGCCUUUGUUAAAAAUGAUAUUGGGGAGGUGGGGUACAGGGGCGGGAUAAAGGUGAAGACUCAGAGAAGGAAGAAACCCUGGCCGUAAAAAAAUCACACCGACCAGGUUUCCGGACAGAACAAAUAGAGCGAUGCGACCGUGCUCCAGAAUCCAAAGCAAUUUCAUUAAGGUCUCUUAAGUUGUAAAGAGUUUUAAACGUUCCACGUUGCAACCGAACGCCUGCAAGUGCAGCGAGCUUGACGUCAGCUGCCGGGCCUGGGCUGGGAGGCCAUUUGCUAUUCUGUUUAAGGCAGGCUGGAUUGUCUUAUUUUGGAACCAGCUUGGUGGGGGGUUUGCUUUGCUACUGCUUCUGAGCCCUGAGCUUCAAAGGCUGAAAUUAAUGGUGAACAAAAUUGUUCAGCUCUGGCCGUCCCAUGCGGGGCAAGCCCAUUGAGGGUUAUCAUUAAGUAAAGAAAUAAAGAGGGGGGGAAAAAGCCUGCCUGUUCCAAAAACCUCAUCAGAUAAUGACCUCAGUGAUUGGGUUUUCAUUACCAAACAGCAUCCAGAGAUUAUCU